Messenger RNA from Oryza sativa Japonica Group (Japanese rice), 4115 nucleotides. Its product is annotated as probable ATP-dependent DNA helicase CHR719. The record is from RefSeq and is a predicted model, not a curated record. Gene Ontology annotation, biological process: positive regulation of transcription by RNA polymerase II. Gene Ontology annotation, molecular function: DNA binding; ATP binding; ATP-dependent chromatin remodeler activity. Gene Ontology annotation, cellular component: nucleus. Lineage: Eukaryota; Viridiplantae; Streptophyta; Magnoliopsida; Poales; Poaceae.
ACCCUAAAAUUUCCCCACCGAAAGCCCAAGCCAAGCCACACAGGCGCGGCGCCUGCCUCACCUUCCCUCGCCCCGGUCGAUCGAUCGAAGCCGACGAAGCAGCGGGAAAACGAGUCUUCCCCCCUCAAAAGCGAGCGGAGGAAGGAAACCAUCGACCGUUUGCCGCGCCCCGAUUUGAACCCUCGCCGCCUCGCCUCGCCUCGCGGCCGUGGAGGCGGAGCGAAACCCUAGGGAGGCGAUGGCUGCCUCGGUGGAGGCGGCGGCGGCGGCGGUGGUGGCCCCGCCCGCCUCCGUGGGCGGUGACGAGGUCGUCGUCGGCGGCGGCGGCGGCGGGGCGUCGGAGCAGGCCAGGACGCUCAUCGGCGCGCUCAACCUGCUCUCCCGCAACCUCCCGCUGCCGCCCGCCGUCCUGCACGCCGUCUCGUCCAUCUACCACGGCGGCGACGCGUGGGAGGGGGAAGGGGAGGAGGGGGGUGAAGAGGAGGUGGCGGCGGCGGCGGCGGCUGUCGGGGAUGGAUGCGGCGAGAGCGGGGAGGGGGAGGAGGACCGCGCGGAUGCUUCUCCCGGUGCGGAUGAGGGAGUCACCUUGAUUCAAGAGCUUGAAGAUGCUGUAUUGAAGAAUCAAGGACCGUAUAUGUCAUACUCAGAGUUGACUGCUUUAAAAGAAGACCGCUUCAACACUUCCAUUCAGCAUAGGCUGACUGAACUUGAAGGAUUACCAUCUACUAGGGGUGAAGAUUUGCAAAUGAAGUGUUUGCUUGAAUUGUACGGGCUUAAGUUAUUAGACUUGCAGAAGAAAGUAAGGACUGAUAUCAGUGCAGAAUACUGGCUACACAAAAAAUGUGCACACCCUGAUAGGCAAUUGUUUGACUGGGGGAUGAUGCGUAUACGGUAUCCUUUUACCAUGUAUGGAAUUGGAGAUAGUUUUUCAAUGGAUGCUGAUGAUAUCAACCGCAAAAAGAGAUUCUCAGAGAGGAUCUCAAGACUUGAAGAGGAGGAAAAGAACCAGGCAGAGAUCAGGAAGAGGAAAUUUUUUUCAGAAAUUCUUAAUGCUGCUAGGGAGUAUCAGCUACAAGUACCGGCUUCUUACAAACGAAAAAAACAGCGCAAUGAUGGAGUUCUGGCAUGGCAUGUUCGUGCACGUCAACGUAUAAAUCGCAUGGAAAAGAGUAGAUUACAAGUUUUGAAGGCUGGUGACCAAGAAGCUUAUUUGCGUAUGGUUGAGGAGAGCAAGAACGAGCGCCUGAAACUGCUCCUUGGAAAAACAAAUGAGCUUCUUGAAGGAAUAGGGAAAGCUGUGCAGAGACAAAAAGAUGCUGAGCAUGUUAGUCGCCCUGAUGGAUCUGAACUGCCAAAAGGGUCAGAAUCUGAUGAUUGUUCUCAAAUAUCAGGCCUCAAGGUUGAAUCCCCUGAUGAAGAGUCCCCAUCAGAUGUUGAUGCAGACCAUCAUAGUUCUGCUGAUCAUAGUAAAUUUAAUGCUGGCCAUAGGCUUGAUUCUACCGUCCACUCUAUUGAAGAGAAGGUAACGGAACAACCAUCAGCUCUUGAAGGUGGGGAGUUAAGACCAUAUCAAUUAGAGGGCCUGCAAUGGAUGCUUUCUUUAUUCAACAAUAAUUUGAAUGGUAUUCUGGCUGAUGAAAUGGGUUUGGGGAAAACAAUUCAGACCAUAGCUUUGAUCGCCUAUCUAUUGGAGAAGAAGGAGGUUACAGGACCACACUUAAUAAUAGCACCAAAGGCCGUGUUACCAAAUUGGUCUAAUGAAUUCAAAACUUGGGCUCCUAGCAUUGGGACAAUUCUGUAUGAUGGUCGUCCAGAUGAUAGGAAGGCUCUAAGGGAAAAGAAUUUUGGACAACGGCAGUUUAAUGUUUUGCUCACGCACUAUGACUUGAUACUGAAAGAUCUGAAGUUCCUGAAGAAGGUUCACUGGCAUUAUCUGAUAGUUGAUGAAGGACAUCGUUUGAAAAACCAUGAAUGUGCGCUUGCUCGCACACUAGUUUCUAGAUAUCAAAUCCGUCGCCGAUUACUUUUGACUGGCACUCCAAUCCAAAAUAGCCUACAAGAGCUGUGGUCUUUGCUGAACUUUAUUCUUCCCAAUAUUUUUAAUUCAUCACAGAAUUUUGAGGAAUGGUUUAAUGCACCAUUUGCAUGUGAAGUCAGCCUUAAUGAUGAGGAACAGCUGCUAAUUAUACAUCGUUUGCAUCAAGUGCUGCGUCCAUUUUUGCUGAGGAGGAAGAAAGAUGAAGUGGAAAAAUAUCUUCCUGUGAAAACACAAGUAAUACUCAAGUGUGACAUGUCUGCUUGGCAAAAAGCAUACUAUGAACAAGUCACUAGCAAUGGAAGGGUUAGUCUAGGAUCUGGACUCAAAUCAAAGGCUUUGCAAAAUCUGUCGAUGCAACUUAGAAAAUGUUGCAAUCAUCCCUAUCUAUUCGUUGAGCAUUAUAACAUGUAUCAACGGCAGGAAAUUGUUAGAUCAUCAGGGAAGUUUGAAUUGCUUGACCGGCUACUUCCAAAAUUGCAGAGAGCUGGUCACAGGGUUCUGCUUUUCUCUCAGAUGACAAAACUGCUUGAUAUCUUAGAAGUAUAUUUGCAAAUGUACCAGUUCAAGUACAUGAGGCUUGAUGGAUCUACGAAGACUGAAGAGCGAGGGAGAUUAUUGGCAGAUUUUAACAAGAAGGACUCAGAAUAUUUCUUGUUUCUUCUCAGCACCCGAGCUGGAGGCCUUGGGUUGAACUUGCAGACUGCAGACACUGUUAUUAUUUUUGACAGUGACUGGAAUCCUCAAAUGGAUCAGCAGGCUGAAGACCGUGCCCACCGUAUUGGACAAAAGAAUGAAGUGCGUGUAUUCGUUCUUGUUAGUGUUGGCUCAAUUGAAGAAGAGAUCUUGGACCGUGCAAAACAGAAGAUGGGUAUUGAUGCAAAAGUUAUCCAGGCUGGGCUGUUCAACACAACCUCCACAGCUCAGGAUAGGCGAGCAUUGCUGCAGGAGAUCCUGAGGAGAGGAACAAGCUCACUGGGAACUGAUAUCCCUAGUGAGCGUGAAAUAAAUCGUUUGGCUGCUCGUAAUGAUGAAGAAUUCUGGUUGUUUGAGAAGAUGGAUGAAGAAAGGCGGCAAAGAGAAAACUACAAACCGAGGCUCAUGGAGGGAAUUGAGGUUCCAGACUGGGUGUUUGCCAAUGAUACUUUAACAGAGAAGAUACCUGCAGAUGAACCCCAGAAUGUUCUGCUAACUACGAAGAGACGCAGGAAAGAGGUUGUCUACUCAGACUCUUUUGGUGAUCAGUGGAUGAAAGCAGAUGAUGUAGUUGAAGAGACUCCAAGGAUGGCUCCAAGAGCAAAGCGGAGCGCUUAUUCGUCUGAUGUACAAGAAGUCGAUUUCAGUGAGAGGAGGAAAAGGCAUAAAUCUCUAGUGAACAUUGCAGAUGAUGCCAGCAUUCCAAUGUGGACACCAGAAAAAGUAAGGGCUGGGGUUUCUUCAUAUAGCAAGGAUGAGAAUGAAGACGAUGCCGAAGAUGAAUCCACCACAAGUGUUUUGCAGGGGGGCAGUUUUACAUGGAAGACCCUUAGAAGGAAAAGGUCAAGCCACUUCUCCAAUUCCUCAGAUUCAAAAGGGCGCUCGGCAUUCUAAUCUUGGGAUUCAGGAAUGUUGUUGCCCUGAUGCAUUUGUUUGAAUCCUCUCCUUUGAGAAAGGAGUGCUCCUGGAUAGAAAUUAACAGGGGGUAUUUAGGGUACAUUUAAGCUUACAAAUUUUAGGAUUAGUGGUAUUGUAUGGAUUUCUUGGUAUUAAAUUGUGUCCAUCAGAACUAAAACAUCGUAGUUGGCUUUCUGGUAUAAAGUAGAUGUACUGUUCGUCUCGCCGUGAUAUAUCCAGUGGCAGAGUGGCUUUCUGGUGUGAAGAAUUAUACUGUUGGUCGUGUUUUGGGAGUGGUGUUUAUUGGUAAUCUAUCGAGCGAUCGGUGUUAAUCUAGCUAGGUUUCUGCAAUGGAUCAUAUCCAUGGUUGUGCGCUCUGUGCGGCCGGAUGAUCGCAUUAAAUAUUCAUCAUUUUUGCGCGAGCAAUUUAUACAUACGAUGAAACCAGGAAAGUUAAAUAAAUUUGGACUAUAAGGUGCUCCCUCUA